AUGCCGAAACGAAGGGUUACGUGGGGUGGAAAACUGCCAUCACCAGCCUUCCACCAUGCUGGAGAGUCUGACCUAAGCUUUGCUGAGCCUUUUCUCAAAAAGAGAAAAGCUGAUAUGUCUGUCUUGACAGAGCAGAAUGAAGGUAAGUACGCAUAGGAAAAAUAUACUUAAUACCAAUCUCAGUGGUAGCUUUUACUCUGCUAUAUUUUGCCAUACUCAGUGCUUGACUUGGGCAGGAACGCAACGGAGCGGAGUACCGGCACCUAAAAUGUUCUAUUGCUUGAGCUCCUGUUCCUCUUAUAGAAUAUUAGAUCCAAAAUAUUGUGGCACUCCUGCGCCUAAAAUAUAAACAGUACCAGCACCCAAAAUUAGUACCGGAACCUAUUUCAGUCCAAGUCAAGCACAGGACAUACUGGUACAUAUAUCAUGUUCAAUUGCUUGUUUUGUUGUUUGUGUAUUCACAGAUGGCGAGGAGUUAGAUUCUACCUUUGACAUGGAGAUGAACCAGAGCAGUCUGACCGUGCGUGGUUUUGCAGAAAGGUGAACAUGGACUAUUGCCAUCUUAUCUUUACACCACAUUCCCUUCUGCUUGUUGUCCUUCAUACUCAUGUUCCUGCAUUCCCCUCUUUUCUAGUGAAUUUUUUUCUCCAAACCAGCUGAACAAAUUGUCUGAGAAGGUGUCUUGUCUGGAGCUCCAGCUGGAAAAUGAGACUCAGCAGAAGCAGGAGGCCAUGGAGAAAGUGGAGACUUUUCAGAGGAGGGUUGCUGAACUGGAGACGCAACUAGAAGAAAAGUCACAAAUGCCCGCUGAUGCACAGCUGGAAAUUGAAGUUCAGCAGAACCAGGAAGCCAUGGAGAAGGUGGCAACUUUCGAGAUGAGGGUUGCUGAACUGGAGAAGCAACUAGAAGAAAAGUCACAAAUGCCUGCCAAUGCACAGGCGCAGGAGGCCAUGGAGAAAGUGGAGACUUUUGAGAGGAGGGUUGCUGAACUGGAGACGCAGCUAGAAGAAAAGUCACAAAUGCCCGCUGAUGCACAGCUGGAAAUUGAAGUUCAGCAGAACCAGGAAGCCAUGGAGAAGGUGGCAACUUUCGAGAGGAGGGUUGCUGAACUGGAGAAGCAACUAGAAGAAAAGUCACAAAUGCCUGCCAAUGCACAGGCGCAGGAGGCCGUGGAGACUUUUGAGAGGAGGGUUGCUGAACUGGAGACGCAGCUAGAAGAAAAGUCACAAAUGCCUACUGAUGCACAGGAGCAAGUUAGUGAUCACCAAUUCCUUCUCACUGUUUUAUUGUGCAGAAUGUCGAAUCUAAAUGCAAAAAUGUUCCAACUAUCAUCUUUCUUUACAGAUGAAAAAGGGAUUUGAAGAGACUAUUCAACUCUGUGAGACGUUGGUGUCUGAGAAGGUAUAUAGCUAUUUUAUAUACAGUGCUAUGAAAAAGUAUUUGCCCCCUUUCUAAUUUUCUCUACUUUAGCAUAUUGUGAUACUGAAUGUUAUCAGAUCUUCAACCAAAACCUAAUUAUUAGAUAAAGGGAACAUAAGUGAACAAAGAACACAACAAUUGCAUAUUUAUUUCAUAAAUGAAGUUAUGCAACACCCAAUUCCCCUGUGUGAAAAAGUAAUUGCCCCCUUACACUCAAUAACUGGUUGUGCCACCUUUAGCUGCAAUGACUCCAACCAAAUGCUUCCUGUAGUUGUUGAUCAGUCUCUCACGUCGCUGUGGAGGAAUUUUGUCCCACUCUUCCAUGCAGAACUGCUUUAACUCAGUGACGUGUGGGUUUUCAAGCAUGAACUGCUCGUUUCAAGUCCUGCCACAACAUCUCAAUUGGGAUUAGGUCUGGACUUUGACUAGGCCAUUCCAAAACUUCCAAUUUGUUGCUUUUUAGCAAUUUUCAUGUAGACUUGAUUUUUGGAUCAUUGUCUUGCUGCAUGACCCAGCUGCGCUUCAGCUCACAGACUGAUGGUCUGACAUUCUCCUGUAGAAUUCUCUGAUACAGAGCAGAAUUCAUGGUUCCUUCUAUUAAGGCAAGUUGUCCAGGUCCUGAGGCAGCAAAGCAUCCCCAAACCAUCACACCACCACCAUGCUUGACCUUUGGUAUGAUGUUCUUACUGUAGAAUGCAGUGUUUGGUUUUCGCCAGGCAUUACUGGAACCAUGUCGUCCAAAAAGUUAUACUUUUGAAUAAUCUGUCCAUAGAACGUUCUUCCAAGAGUCUUGAUGAUCAUCCAGGUGCUUUUUGGCAAACUUGAGUCAACUUUUUGGUCCCAUUAUGCCUGGCGAAAACCAAACACUGCAUUCCACAGUAAGAACAUCAUACCAAAGGUCAAGCUUGGUGGUGUGAUGUUUUGGGGAUGCUUUGCUGCCUCAGGACCUGGACGACUUGCCUUAAUAGAAGGAACCAUGAAUUCUGCUCUGUAGAGUUCUGCAUGGAAGAGUGGGACAAAAUUCCUCCACAGCGACGUGAGAGACUGAUCAACAACUACAGGAAGCAUUUGGUUGGAGUCAUUGCAGCUAAAGGUGGCACAACCAGUUAUUGAGUGUACGGGGCAAUUCCUUUUUCACACAGGGGAAUUGGGUGUUGCAUAACUUUGUUUAUGAAAUAAAUAUGUAAUUGUUGUUAUUUGUUCCCUUUAUCUAAUAUUAGGUUUUGGUUGAAGAUCUGAUAACAUUCAGGAUCACAAAUAUGCGAAAGUAGAGAAAAUUAGAAAGGGGCAAAUACUUUUUCAUAGCUAUAUAUAUAUAUAUUUUAUUAUUUUCUGAAUACUCUCACCUCACCAUGUGGUCUGUUGACAGGAAAUGGUUGCUACUGAGCGUGAUUAUCUCAAGCAGGAGCUCAACAUCCUAAUGGAACAGACUGAAAACUUGAAAAAAGAAAAGGCUGCACUUCUUCAGGAGAUGGAGGAGAAGAAGGAGAUAGAUGAGUUCAAUUCUCUGGAAGAGGAGAGCAAAAGAGAAUAUGAGGUAAUAGACUGCUGCAUAGAUUGCCUAGAGAUGUAAAAAGUUAUAUAACCAACUUAUUUCAAUGUAGUAGUUAUUAAAAUUGGAAUGUACUAUGUAUGGAAUAAGCCAAUUGCAAGUCCAUAAAUAUGAAAUGCUCCCUUGCUGGCUUGUAGCUUUGCAGUCAUUGGCUUUUGUAUAACCCUACAGAAAGAACUACUGAAUGACAUUUCCUCCUUAAAGAAGGCCAUGGAGGCCUCGGGACGCAAAUCUCAAGAGCUUGAGGUAAAACUACGAAAUGUUUAGGCAGAAGCAAGAUGGGAGGCUAACGAGAUGUAUUGUAUGUGGGUGUGUUUUGUCAAUGAGUGCUGGGUUGCAUGGCUUUUGACUGAUUUGCCAAAUCUGAUCCAUCUCUAGGCUAAUCUGCUGUCAAUGUCAGAGGAGCUGAAAAAGAAAGGCGACUGGGCAGAGGAACUACAAAGAUCGGUACAUUAAUUUUAGCUAAUUGAUUUGUUCUUGACGUGUUCACAAUGGGUGCUGUUGCAGCACCGCCCUGGUGUAACAUAGCAAUCAUACUUUUCUCUUUCAGAGUGACAUUGACUUGGUCCAACAAGUGAAGCAGCUGCGACGCUCUCUGGACGAUGCUGAGGGGCUGAGCCGUGACACUAAGAAGGAGUGGGCCCACCUGCGCAGUGAAAAUAUCUCACUCAAAGAGAGGGCUGUAAGUGUCCCCUACCUCAGUGCCAAUAUCUCCAGUUUGCAGCCUGUAUUUAAAUGCAAACUGCACUCAAUGGAUUGACCAUUAUCAUGUUGUAAGUUGUAUUAGUCCUAACUUUAUGCUUUGGCCUUACUUUCAGGUGACAAUAACUGCUGGCUAUGAAAGGAUGGAAGCUGAGGUGAAUGGCCUUCGCUAUCAGUUGGAGACAGAAAAAUCUCGCUUCAAAAAGAUGCAGGUUGACCUUCAGAGGGAGUUACAGGGAGCCUUUGAGGAGAACACCAAGCUUACUACUCUUCUGGAUGGAAAAGUUCCCAAAAGUUUGUGGUGUUGGUUGUCUUUUGUAUAGUAUUUCCCCUCUUCUCCAGCCUUUCAUUUAUUUGCCCUGCAGUUAUUGAAUAAGUUAUCUAACAUGGGGUCUCCUCUUUUUGCAUAGAUCUCAUAGACCGCUUUGAACUUGAGAAAACUGUUGCUGACCUGAAGAAAGAGCUGGAGAAGUCUCAUGAAGAUGAGAGAACCCUACAAGCUAAGAUCGAGGAUUUGAGUGCACUGCAGGAUCUUCCAGAUAAAGUGGACAGUUUGAUGAAGCAGGUAAACCUGUUUGAUACGAUGUGGAACCGGGUACCCCAACAGGGUUCCCCAACUGAUUUUUAAUUUGGCCGCUCAAGUUUUGAAAUAAAAAUGUUAGACAUAAAAUACAGUAAAAACACCAGUAAAUCAUCUCCAACUGAUUUUAAUUUAGGAAAUCUGUUCCAAUAUAUUCCCACGCAUAAUAGAGAGAUGUAUGUGAACGUAUACAAAUGUAAUCAAGGUUUGAAAUGAUUGUUUGGACUUCUGGCGGUCAAUUUGCAGUCUACAAAUUAUGUUCCGGCCCCCUGACCAUCCGCUCAAGAAAAAAAUUGGUUCCAGAUCCCUGAUGUAGAGCAACAGAGACUUGUCUUUAAGAGAAGUCUUAUCUUUUAAUGAAUCUCCUCUGGCUGUUCAGGUAUGUGAUCUCACUGAGGAGCUGUGUGCAGUCCAACAAGAGAAAGACAUGCUGGUGUCUGCUAAGGCCUGCAGUGAGGAAGAAGCUCAUCAACUCAGAGAAAAUGUCCAGAGCUCCCAGGAGCAGCUAGUCAAACUGCUAGAUGACCUGAGCAAAGCUGAGUUAAGGGAAAACAACCUAACCCAGCAGUGUGCUGACAUCACUGAGCAACUGGAGACUCUCCGUAAGGACUUGGAGCGCUCUUCUGUGGAGAACAGUCAGCUUCUUACUACUGUGGAGGAGUCCAGCCUGAGAGUAAAUUGGUCUUUGGUCCUUGUCAAAUCACAUGACCUUGAAUGUGUUUGUUGAAUCUUCUGUAAGGCUGUCCUCCAACAAUGUCUUUUUUUAUUUAGCUGAAGGAGAAUGAAGAGCGUCGAGCAUCAAUUGAAGAUCAAUUGUGUGGAAUGCAACAAGUCAUGAAAGAGUUGGAGGAGAAGCUUGCUGACAGUGAAUCAUCCAAGGAACAAUAUGACAAUUUAUCCCAGGAACGCCAAGAUCAGGUGCAGUGCCUCUCCAAACAGCUAAUUUCAGCCAUCUCCCUACAGUAGGUAUUUACAAUAAUUAAUUUGGUUAAUUUGUCCUUCAGAUAAGGCAGCUGAGUGAGGAGUUGAUACAGGUCCAGGCAGAACUAAAACGGCAACAUCAUCUGAACUCGGAACAGCAGGCAUGUGCCCAACAAGAUGAUCAACAUCAGCUACAAGUCAGUGUCUUUAUACAUAAGUUAUGGCCUGGGAUCAUUUUUAAAUGGAACAUUUUAAUUGUGAUAUUUCUCAUUUGCACAGAUACAGGAACUACGGGCUGCAUUGGAGUCCGUGACAGAGGAAAGGUGCCAGUUAAACAGUGACUUACAGCAAAAUAUGGAAAUGGUGAGGCCAUGUCCAAGUGUUUUUGGUCAUACAACAGCUGCACUUUGACGGUGUAGCUAACUGUAAACAAAAACAUGAAGUGUCAGUUAUUUUAAUGUGAUAUUAUUCUCUCCUGUAUAGGCUGCAGAGACUCAGGGAUGUCUCCAUUCCAUCCAAGAGGAGCUCAGACAACAGAGACAACUGAACUCUGACCUUGAGAACCAACGUUUACAGAAGGAGACACUACUAGAACAGCAGGUUAAUUUAUGUGACUGUUUGAUUUUAAUAGUACGUUUCUUUAAUUGUUUUAUAAUAAUACAAUUAGCUAUUUUUCUCCUCAAAGAUGAAGCAGCUGAGUGAUGAGCUGGAAUCUGUGCAAGCUGAGAGAGAGCUUCUCCUGUCUGAGAAGACAACCGUCCCUCAGAAUCAUGCGGAGUUGGAGAAGCUUCUCUCUACUGUGACCUCACUAACUGAAGAGAGAGACCAGCUCCAGGAGAUACUGGGAGGAGUCAGAGAGGAGAGGAACCAGCUCAAGAGAAACCUGGAGGAGAAUGUGGAGAUGGUGGGUGAUUGAUCGAUUUUAAAAACAAUAUUUAGAAAAUGCACACACUAAUUGCAAUCAGUAGAAGCUUUUUAUUCUACAAGUUUACGUUUCAUAUUUUUGCAGAUGAUUGAAAACCAGGAGGAGUUACGGGUGGCACUUGAAAAGAUACACCAUCAAGAGGAAAAUAUGAAACCUAUGGAGACUGCAAAUCUAGAGGAGCUGCAAAGUCAGGUAAAAUAUGCUUUUACUUGCUCAACAGAAUUCAUUGUCACAUCAAUCGAAGUGUAUAUUCUAAUAUGAAUGCUAACAUACUCUUUAGAUGAAGCAGCUGAAGGAGGAGCUUGUGUCUGUGCGAGCUGAGAGCGAGCGCCUCCUGUUUGAGAAGACGGACAGCCCUCAGAAUCAUGCAGAGGAGUUGGAGAAACUGCUCUCUUCUGUGACCUCACUAACUGAAGAGAGAGACCAGCUCCAGGAGAUACUGGAGGGAGUCCGAGAGGAGAGGAACCAGCUCAAGAGAGACCUGGAGGAGAAUGUGGAGAUGGUGAGUCUGAGUUACUUUUAUAUCUAAUGAAAUCCAUAUUUUCUGCUUUUAUCAUAUUUUGUGUAUCCAUGUUGAUUGACAGAAUACAUUUAUUUGUUCAACAGCAACAUCUGAACUCUGAACACCAGCCCCAUAGAGAACAUCAGGAGACUGACCUACGUCUGCAGGUAAGUAAUUGUUUAUACACUGAGUGUACAAAACAUUAGGAACACCUCUUUCCAUGACAGACUGACCAGGUGAAAGCUACAAUCCCUUAUUGAUGUCACUUGUUAAAUCCACUCCAAUCUGUGUAGAUGAAGGGGAGGAGACCGGUUAAAGAAGGAUUUUUAAGCCUUGAGACAUGGAUUGUGUAUGUGUGCCAUUCAGAGGGUGAAUGGCAAGACAAAAUAUUUAAGUGCCUUUGAACGGGGUAUGGUAGUAGGUGCCAGGCGCACAGGUUUGUGUCAAGAACUACAACACUGCUGGUUUUUCACGCUCAACAGUUUCCCGUGUGUGUCAAGAAUGGUCCACCACCCAAAGGACAUCCAGCCAACUUGACAUAACUGUGGGAAGCAUUGGAGUCAACAUGGGCCAGCAUCCCUGUGGAACAUUUUACAUUUUAGUCAUUUAGCAGAUGCUCUUAUCCAGAGCGACUUACAGUUAGUGAGUGCAUACAUUUUUCAUACUGGCCCCCCGUGGGAAUCGAACCCACAACUCUGGCGUUGCAAGCGCCAUGCUCUACCAACUGAGCUAUAGGAGGAACGUUUUCGAUACCUUGGAGAGUCCAUGCCCCGACGAAUCAAGGCUGUUCUGAGGCGGGGGGUGGUGCAACUCAAUAUUAGGACGGUGUUCAUAAUGUUUUGUACACUUGUGUAUAUUCUGGUGAUGUCCAACACCAUGGUUCAACUGUAUUUGUUUAUUCAUUAUUGCUUUACAUUGUUGCCGGUAGAUGCAACUAGAGGCAGUGAAGGAGUUAGAGGAGCAACUGGAAGCAGUUAAAGAGGAGCGGAGCCAGCUGAAGACUGACCUUCAGGACAAUGUGGAGAUGGUGAGGGAAUGUUAGACACACACUGCAUUAAUCAUAAGAGACGUGAGAUUGAAAUCUGCUUGUUGCACAAAGAUUUGAAUCAGUAAUCUGCUCUUAAACUCUACUUUUGGAUAUUUUUGCAUGUUAAUGCAAUUCAUAUUUUAACCAUUGUUUUAGAUGAUUGAGAAUCAAGAGGAAUUAAGGGAGUCUCAAGAGAAGAUCAAAUCGCUACAGGGGAAAAUCCAACAACUUAAGACUCAGAAUGCUGAUAUUGAGACAAGAUUGAACAACAUAAAUGGUCCAGAGAAUACAUCCUGUCUAGGAGAGCUGCAAAACCAGGUGAGGUUCUUAGUCAGUUGUCGCCAUGAUGUGCUACCUAAAUGCAACCAAUGUGCUGGUUGAAGAUAAAAAAAAAAAAAAUUCAACCAAACCCCACAGAUAAGGCAGCUGAAUGAGGAGCUUGAGUCUGUGCGAGCUGAGAGAGAGCGUCUCCUGUCUGAGACGACGGACAGCCCUCAGAAUCAUGCAGGGGAGUUGAAGCUGCUCUCUACUGUGACCUCACUGACUGAAGAGAGAGACCAGCUCCAGGAGAUACUGGAGGAGUCCGAGAGGAGAGGAACCAACUCAAGAGAGACCUGGAGGAGAAUGUGGAGAUGGUGAGUCGUAACUGUUGUACCCUUAGGAAGGCCAUUUUUUGGGAGUAGAUUGGAGCAUCAAGCUGUGAGUGGGGAUGUAAAACGAAUAUGCGUUCCCCCCUAGAUCAUACAAGUACAGACAGAACUUAAACAUCAGCAACAUCUGAACUCAGAACAACAGACUGAGAGGGAACAUCAAGAAGCUCAACUUCGGCAACAAGUUAGUCUCGGUCUAUGACUUUAUAUGGUGAUGUUAGAACGUUGUUGAAACACUGGAUAAGUUUAUUUUGUAUUUAUAAAAAAAUAACUUUUGUACAGAUACAGCAGCUAGGAGAGGAACUGGAAAUCAUGACUGAGGAGAGGCGUCAGUUGAAGGGUGACCUGCAGGAAAAUCUGGAGAUGGUGAGGCCAUGGUCAAAUGUUUUCCAGUUAACCAACUGUGAUUUUGAAGUGUGUUCACUGUGAGUGCCAUGAUGCUUCUACUGCUCCAAAUCUAACACGCUAUCUUUAUUCUAGGCUGCAGAGACUCAGGGACUUCUCCAUUCCAUCCAAGAGGAGCUCCGACAACAGAGACAACUGAACUCUGACCUUGAGAGCCAAAGUUUACAGAAGGAGUCUCUUCUAGAACAGCAGGUUAAUAGCCUAAUCUUUCUUCCUUUUUGAUGUGUAGGCUUUUCAGAUCACAUGCAUAUUGAUGAAACGUUUCACCUGUUUCCCCCCUGAUAAAGGCUAAGCAGCUGAGUGAGGAGCUUGAGUCUGUGCGAGCUGAGAGAGAGCGUCUCCUGUCUGAGAAGACGGACAGCCCUCAGAAUCAUGCAGAGGAGUUGGAGAAGCUGCUCUCUACUGUGACCUCACUAACUGAAGAGAGAGACCAGCUCCAGGAGAUACUGGAGGGAGUCCGAGAGGAGAGGAACCAGUUUAAGAGAGACCUAGAGGAGAAUGUGGAGAUGGUGAGUCUUGACUUCUACAAUCACAUUGUUGAUAAAUCAUUAUUAUUUAUUUUAAUCAUGAAUAUGAUGUGAUAUCUUUCAACCAGUCCAUCAAAGUCCAGGAUGAGUUGAAACAUCAGCAACAUCUGAACUCAGAGCAGCAGACUGAGAGGGAACAUCAAGAAGCUCAACUUCAGCAACAAGUUAGUCUCGGUCUAUGACUUUAUAUGGUGAUGUUAGAACAUUGUUGAAACACUGGAUAAGUUUUAUUUGUAUUUUAAACUUUUGUACAGAUACAGCAGCUAGGAGAGGAACUGGAAACCAUGACACAGGAGAGGCGUCAGUUGAAGGGUGACCUGCAGGAAAAUCUGGAGAUGGUGAGGCCAUGGUCAAAUGUUUUCCAGUUAACCAACUGUGAUUUUGAAGUGUGUUCACUGUGAGUGCCAUGAUGCUUCUACUGCUCCAAAUCUAACACGCUAUCUUUAUUCUAGGCUGCAGAGACUCAGGGACUUCUCCAUUCCAUCCAAGAGGAGCUCCGACAACAGAGACAACUGAACUCUGACCUUGAGAGCCAAAGUUUACAGAAGGAGUCUCUUCUAGAACAGCAGGUUAAUAGCCUAAUCUUUCUUCCUUUUUGAUGUGUAGGCUUUUCAGAUCACAUGCAUAUUGAUGAAACGUUUCACCUGUUUCCCCCCUGAUAAAGGCUAAGCAGCUGAGUGAGGAGCUUGAGUCUGUGCGAGCUGAGAGAGAGCGUCUCCUGUCUGAGAAGACGGACAGCCCUCAGAAUCAUGCAGAGGAGUUGGAGAAGCUGCUCUCUACUGUGACCUCACUAACUGAAGAGAGAGACCAGCUCCAGGAGAUACUGGAGGGAGUCAGAGAGGAGAGGAACCAACUCAAGAGAGACCUAAAGAAGAAUGUGGAGAUGGUGAGUCUGACUUUUAUUAUUAUUUAUUUGACCCAUGAAUAUGAUGUGAUAUCUUUGAACCAGUCCAUCAAAGUCCAGGAGGAGUUGAAAUGGCAGCAACAUCUCAACUCUGAACAGCAGGCUGAGACAGAACAUUAAACAGCCCAAGUCAGUAAAAGCCUCUACUCAUCCAGGUGAUGGUGUCUCAUAGUUGCUUGUUUACUGUUUUGAUCAUUGUACUUUGUCACAUUUUGUUCAUAUGCAGCAGCUAGAGGAAGAAUGCACAUACAUGAGAGAUGAGAGGACCCAGAUUCAGGGAGACCUGCAGGAAAAUAUGGAGAUGGUGAGUCUGAAUUUUUUAUAGGCCUGUAUUAGUUUUAAAAUGUGCAUUUUUAUAUAAAUAAUUUAAGUGAAAUCUCCCCCCAGGUCAUAGAAAUGCAGAGGACAUUAGAACAGCAGCGACAUCUGAACUCACAACAGCAGGCUGAGAGCGAACAACAAGAGGCCCAACUUAAACAACAAGUGAGUCAUAGUUAAACCAUAUACAUAGCUGGUGGCGUUAGACAAUUAUUGAAAUAUAUUUUAUUUCCUUGAACAUUUCUCUAUUUUAAAGGUCCAGCAUCUUGAAGAGCAGUUGGAGAUGGUGAAAGAUGAAAGGAGCCAGCUGAAGAGCAACCUUCAGUACAACAUGGACAUGGUGAGAGUCUGUAUUACUGUUCUGAACUCAGAGAAGCAGAUUCAUAACGUGAGUGAGCCAAGAACCAAGCUUAGAAUGAGGUUUUGGUACAGGUGGUUUUGGCUAAAAUGGCUUUACAUGUUUACUUUGCAUUGCCCUCAGAUGAAGCAGCUGGAGGAGGAAUUUAAAGGUUUCAAAGAAGGACAGUCUCACUUCAAAGUCGAAGCAGAAACCUCACAUAAGGUUUGUUUUUCAUUGUAUUGGAUAACAAGUAGUUCCUUCUGCUGUGUCUGAAAUUGCUGUGGCAUUUUUCAAAUGAACUUUUUCCCCCAUUCCAGAUGCUUAGUGAUGCGAAUGCGACCAUCUCCAUAUUGACAGAGCAGAUCAAUAACCUGGAGCAGAGCACCAACUGUUGUACCACCAGGGCAGGCGAGGGACUGUGCUCCAGACUGGAAGCUUCUACUCAGCAGCUCCAGGUGGGCUAGCACUUGAUUUUAUUCUGAUCAAAAAAUAUAUCUGCAUUGCUUGCUGUUUGGGGUUUUAGGCUGGGUUUUCUGUAUAGCACUUUGUGACAUCUGCUGACGUAAAAAGGGCUUUAUAAAUACAUUUGAUUGAUAAACGCAACAUGCAACAAUUUCAAAGAUUUUACUGAGUAACAGUUGAUAUAAGGAAAUCGGUCAGUUUAAAUGAGGCCCUAAUCUAUGGAUUUCACAUGACUGGGAAUACAGAUAUGCAUCCAUUGGUCACAGAUACUUUUUAAAAAGGUAGGGCGUGGAUCAGAAAACCAGUCAGUAUCUGGUGUGACCACCAUUUGCCUCAUGCAGUGUGACACAUCUCCUUCGCAUAGAGUUGCUUGUGGAAUGUUUUCCCACUCCUCUUCAAUGGCUGUGCAAAGUUUCUGGAUAUUGACUGGAACACGCUGUCAUACACUCAAUCCAGAGCAUGCUCAAUGAGUGACAUAUGCAGGCCAUGGAAGAAGUAGGACAUUUUCAGCUUCCAGGAAUUGUGUACAGAUCCUUGCCACAUGGGGCCGUGUAUUAUCAUGCUGAAACAUGAGGUGAUGGCGGCGGAUGAAUGGCACAACAAUGGGCCUCACGAUCUCGUCACGGUAUCUCUGUGCAUUCAAAUUGCCAUCGAUAUAAUGCAAUUGUGUUCGUUAUCUGUAGCUUAUGCCUGCCCAUACCAUAACCCCACCAUGGGGCACUCUGUUCACAACGUUGACAUCAGCUAACCACUCGCCCACACAAAGCCAUAUACACGGUCUGCGGUUGUGAGGCUGGUUGGAUGUACUGCCAAUUUCGUUAAAACGACGUUGGAGGCGACUUAUGGUAGGAGAAAUGAACAUUACAUUCUCUGGCAACAGCUCUGGUGGACAUUCCUGCAGUCAGCGUGCUAAUUGCACGCUCCCUCAUCUGUGGCGUUGUUGUGUGACAAAACUGCACAUUUUAGUGGCCUUUUAUUGACCCAGCACAAGGUGCACCUGUGUAAUUAUCAUGCUGUUUUAAUCAGCUUCUUGAAAUGCCACACCUAUCAGGUGGAUGGAUUAUCUUGGUAAAGGAGAAAUGCUCAUUAGCAUGGAUGUUAACAAAUGUGUGCAUAAAACUUGAGAGAAAUAAGGUAUUUGUGCAUAUAUGGAACAUUUCUGGGAUCUUUUAUUUCAGCUCAUGAAACCUGGGACCAACACUUUACAUGUUGCUUUUUAUAUUUUUGUUCAGUGUAUUUCAAUCUGUACAAAUGCUUCAUUCGAUGACAGCAUAAUAAAAACAAUGAUUAUAUCCCAUUGCAGGUGUCCUUCAUGAGGUUCCAGCUUGUUAUCAAUGGUGCUUCAAAGCCUGGACAUGGGCCCCUGAUUGAUGUCACACGAGUUGAAGAAGUCAUGAUACUGAAACUGUUGCCCCUUCUUCCAAAGCCCACAAAAAAGAUCCAUAGCAAUGUCAAUAGAUCUACAGUCCAGAUCACUAACACGGUGUGGGAUACAAAGGUACGAAUAAUCACAUGUUCGUCAUCGUUUCUAUUUAAUGUUUAACUGCAAUAGUAAACAGCUUUUGCUAAAUUGAGUCAAAUCAUUUUAGGUGCUGCUGAAGCUGUGUGCCAAGGAUUACAAAACCCACUUUGAAGCCCUGGUCCAGAAUGACUUGGCUGUAUUUGAGGAGAGGAGACUCCAGGACCUGCUCCUCUGUAGAGCCCAGGCACCCAGUCACUCAGUCAAGGUGGCUGAGAAUGACUUCCUUGGAGUCUGGGACGAGAGACUGUCAGAACUGUUGGACAGGAGAGAAGAUUACCUCCAGGUGGGUUGGCUUCACAUUACUGCACAACAGAAAAUAUAUAUCUUUAUACUGUAUGUUGUGAAACUAAUCGUGUUAUAUCAUGUUCUCAGAAAAUGAACAGUGUUUUGAAGAAGCUUGAGGAGAGCCUGGCCGCUCACCCAGCAGCAGUGUCAGAGGAGCUGAGUGUGCGAGAGAGGAGCAACGAGGAGCUGAGUGCUCUAUGCAUGGUCCACUCACCUGACUCAGCAGCAGUGGAGAGCUUCCUGGAGCGAGAGCUGGCCCGGCGCUCUGCUUUGGCACAGGCCAACACACUGGCUCUCCAGGUAGUUAACCCCAUCAAUAAUCUCCAGUCUUAGUUACCACAUACGGAAUGUCAAUUGUAUCGCUGAGGUUGAUCAUGGUUUGUCUGUGAAUGGUUUUCCUCUUGCCUUGCAGGGAUUGCGAGAUGAGCGCUGUGGUCUGCUCAGAGAGCUAGGUGUUGUCCGAGCACAGGCUGACAGUCAGCUGAAAGAAGAGAGGAGUAAGACUUCUACUCUGCUGCAGAUACUGGAGCGUGCCCCCGUCAAGACUGAAGCUGACCUGCUGAGGGACAACCAGCAACUUGCCCUGCAACGUCAGCAGUUGGAUGGAGAAAUCAAGGUACCAUUUUAACCAGUUUUCAAUCUCAUGGAUGAUUUCCAUUUUUCUAGCUGAACCUAUGAUUAGUUUACAACGUGUACAUGUUGUGUUUGCAGGAAAUGCAGAUGCGAGUUGAGCAGCUGGAAGAGGACCAGAUCAAAGCUGCCGAUAGCGUCUCGAACCACAAACAAGCCACCCAGCUCCUACAAACUGAGCUUCAGGAUGCUUGUGCCAAAGUCAAGGACAGGGAGGGCUCCAUUCAAAUCCUAAAAGAGAAACUCAGAGAGACGGAGGUAAGGGUUGGAGCAAGGUGGAACUUCACCCCUGAUCUUUUAUUUUGUAUUUUAUGUGGGAUGUGUUCAAUACUGUAUAAACUUGUUUUAUUUUUUGGGGUAUAGGUUCUGGCUAAGAGAAGAGCAUCACCUAGUGCUCUUGAGCUUGACGAGCUGAAGGCUAAAGUUGUGAAAAUGGAGUUGGAGACGACUGCAUCAUCCUCUAAACACCAAGAAGAGUAGGGCUUAAUUUGUUUAAUCAUGAGCUAUGCCAUUUAAAUGUGUAUUCUUUCUUUGCUUGUCGGAAUUGUAUCACAGCUGAAUUUGAGCAGGGCUUGUUCAAUGUUUAAAGUAUCUCUCCCUGAGUCAUGUUUAGGACGUUCUGCAUUUGUUCCCCUUAGGUUACUGAGGAUGACCACGGUCCUGAACCACAAGGAGGACGCUCUGAGGACGCUGAAGGAGACUCUGAGAAGAUCACGACAGGAGGGAGAACAGUCAUGUAAAUCUAGUAAUAUAAUUUGAGAUGACCACAAAACAGCAAGUUAAUAGUUAGAUGAGCUCUAAUUUGAGAUGUUUAAUUAUAUUGCAGUCAAUGAGGGACAGGAUCUGCAUGCCAGACUGACAACCACCAGAGGACGCACGGUCCAAAGCAACAUUCUCCUUGAAAAGAACAAACUUGAGGAGGAAGUGAAAAGGCUACAGAGCAACAUUUCAGAAUUGGAGAGGUGAAGAUGGAUCUGUAAGAUUACUGUAUUGCUUUGACGUUUCUUGCGAGAUCAUAUCACUGACCUCUGCCAUUUUGUCUCUGUUUUGACAGCCUUGUGUCCACUCAGCAGGGUGAGAUCACAAAAUGGAAGGCUAGAGCAAUUAAGCUGAAGGAGAAGAGGAGGGACCUGGUAGACAAGCCUCUGUCUCCAUGUACUCCUACAAAACGACACCUUCCCAUGAGUUCUGAGGACUUCCUCAACUCUCCCAAGAGGUUCCUUGACUCUCCCAAGAGGUUCCUUGACUCUCCCAAGAAGUUCCUCGACUCUCCCAAGAGCAAGUUCUUCGAUGUCCGUCCAGGCUCUGAAUCCAUGUCGAUCAACUGUCCCAAGCAGUUUUUUGAUAACUCCAACCUUGGAACCAUUCAAGGUAACUACAGUCAAAUUUACCUGACUUUACCUUACAAUUUCAGUUUGUGUCCAGUCACCCAACAGCAGUUGGCCUUAAUGAAAUGACAUGUUUUACCAGAGGUUGCGGGUAUUCCCAUAUCAGAUAUGGAGGCUGAUGGAAGUGCAGAAGAGGGUAAUUGGUGGAAUGUUAUCCCCUGUGUUUGGGAUAAAACACAGUGUGGUGUUAUUACUAAUUGGAGCACAAACACAUUUACGUCAUUUAGCAGACGCUCUUAUCCAGAGCGACUUACAAAUUGGUGCAUUCACCAGUGGCAACCACUUUACAAUUUUUUUAAACGUAUAUUUAUAUAAACACAUCUUCUGGCUGUUAGUCACUUGUCACAUACUGGUGUAAUAGAGUGAGGUAUCAUAGGGGUUGGUAACAAAAUUGUGCUAACACUUCAUCACUGUUACUAACGCUAACUCUAUCUUUGGAAUUUUAACCUACACCAGGCUUGCUUUGAUUCUACAUUGUUUGACUUGGUAUUGUUUUGGCUGAUUUUGGUCUUUAUUUUAUCUUUUCAGAUGCAAGUGUGGAUAAAAAGGAGGAAUGGUGGCCUCUGUCACCAAAGCAAGCUGAUUUAUGCAAACAACAGUAAAUUGUUUACCUACAUUUUACUAAUCAUUGUCUGUCUAUUUUUCAAUGUUGAAAAUAUUUUCAAUGUUUUCAAUUGUAUUUGUCAGUCAGUUUUAGCUUUGAUCAAUUUGAUUGAUUGUCUUAAAAUUGUUUAAAAUAAAGAGCUGUUUCUUGAAUAAGAC
Messenger RNA from Coregonus sp. 'balchen', 15821 nucleotides. The record is from the annotation of a GenBank genome assembly. NCBI's taxonomy places the organism in Eukaryota, Metazoa, Chordata, Actinopteri, Salmoniformes, Salmonidae.